UGUGAAAGUGGCCUGACGUCACACUCCCACAAUGCUCGCGCCCCAGAACUCUGGCGCUGCAGCCUGAGGAGAGCGCGAGCCACUCAGGCCCCGAAAAAAAGCCAAAAAUUAUAGAAAAAAAUCUGAAAAAUUAAUAAAACAACAGAUCCAGAGGAGAAACUCCGGGAAAGCUGUCGUGGGAUCCCCCGCGAACAAUCAAAAUGGGCAAUAUUAAUAUCUACUGGACCCCACCCAUGUCAGUUGGGACUGGGUGAAAGAAACAGAGACAUUGCUAUUCUUCCAAAGGUUCUGAACCUGAACGAGGAUUUUUUUUUAAAGAAGAGACUGUAUAAUUCCUAGAGACUGCCCUUCAAACUCCACCCCAGGCAGAAUCCAAACAGAGCCUGGAAGGUAGGGCAGCCACGGCUGGGGUUCAAUGGCAACGGCACCAUAGGGCUGCCAUGGCAGCAGCUGCCGCUGAUGCCCCACACCACAUAACCACACUGACGCCGGAGGACGAGGAUCAGCGAGCUGCCCCCAAACUGUUUGGAGGUCCAGCUCAAGUGAGGACGGAGAGUGAGAGAGAGAAGGAGACAGGGAAGGAGGAAAGCGGCAACGAGUGUUUGGUGUGUGGCACCCUCUUCAGCUCACAGGAUAAGCUUCAAAUCCACACUUUUAGUCACACAGGGGAGAAACCUUUUCACUGUACCCAGCCAUACUGCCACAAGGCCUUCAGCUCCAAAUAUAAGCUCUACAGGCAUAUGGCCACACACUCCCCACAGAAGACCCACCAGUGCUCAUUCUGUGAAAAGAUGUUCCACCGUAAAGAUCAUCUGAAAAAUCACCUGCAGACCCAUGACCCCAACAAGGAAGCUUUUAAGUGUGAGGAGUGUGGCAAGCACUAUAACACAAAGCUAGGCUACAAGCGCCAUGUGGCCAUGCACUCUGCCACAGCAGGAGACCUGACAUGCAAGGUAUGUUUGCAGAGCUAUGAGAGCACUCCUGCUCUCUUGGAUCACCUCAAGAGCCAUUCCGGCAAGUCUUCAGGUGGCACCAAGGAAAAGAAACACCCAUGCGAUCACUGUGACCGUCGCUUCUACACCCGCAAGGAUGUUCGCAGACACAUGGUAGUUCACACAGGUCGCAAAGAUUUUCUUUGCCAGUACUGUGCCCAGCGCUUCGGAAGAAAGGACCACCUCACGCGACAUGUGAAGAAGAGCCAUUCACAGGAGCUGCUGAAGAUCAAAACAGAACCACCAGAUAUGCUAGCUCUGCUUGGUUCUGGCUCUCCGACUUGUGCUGUGAAGGAAGAGCUCAGUCCUAUGAUGUGUAGCAUGGGCCCCAACAAGGACUCCAUGAUGACCAAACCUUUCCGCAGUGGCACCCCUUUUCCCAUGGGCAUGUACAACCAACACCAUCUACAGGCCAUGUCCAGCCCUGGAAUGGGCCACCAUCACUCCUUGGUUCCUGGGUCACUGUCUGCUGCUAUGGGUAUGGGCUGCUCUAUGGAGCCUCCUUCAGCCUUACACCACCAUCAUCCACAUCAUCACCACCACCCACACCAUCCCUCUCCACCGCCAACACACCAGCAACAAACUCCACUGCAACCUCAACCCCAGCAGCAGCAUUCCCAACCUCCCAAGUACCAGCUUGGAGCUACCUCAUACUUGCUAGAUAAGCCCCUAAAGGUGGAGAUGGAGAGUUACCUGAUGGAUCUGCAGAGUGGCUUGCCAGUCCCUCCCCCACCUUCAGCUGAUCCCCAUUCAGCUGCUUCACCUAAUAAAGAUGGUCUGGAGCCUCCUCCUGGCUUAACAGAUGAGCUAUGUGGGGAUCCCCUCCUAUCUAAAAGCCCUGCCAUCAUUGCUGAAUCUCUGUGUGCUGCUAACAUGGACUUCUCCCAUUUACUGGGCUUCUUUCCGCUAAACUUGCCGCCCUAUAGCACUCCCAUGGGUUCGGGAGGCCUGGUGAUGGGCUACUCCACCUCCACUGCCUCUUCUUCUUCCUCAUCGUCGUCAGCAUCUUCACAUGCUGCCGACUCUCAUGCUGCCACAGCAACCGCCUCAGUGCCUCUUACCUCUUUGCAACCUCAACCUCAGGAGCAACCGGGCUCCAGUGGAGGUCUUGGCCUCGGGCCCCUGCAUCCACUCCCACCAGUGUUUAGCUCCAGCCUUAGCACGACCACCUUGCCUCGCUUCCAUCAGGCCUUUCAAUGAGGCUCCCACCCCACCCUGAUCUACCACAGACUGAUAACUGUGGUGGCCCAGGGUAGGGGAGCUUCAGGGCUCCCUCUAGGGGUGGGAGAAUAAAACACUUGAGCACAUAGAAGCCUUAACUAAAGCGCACAAAUGCUUUUAAAUGAGCCUGGAGAAACCAAUUUAUUUUCUGAAAGGAAGUAGAACAUAGGAAAUAAGAAAACCAUGGAGCUUUUGUUUAGGCUUUUCCAUCAAUAUUUUAGUUAAACCUUUCCUUCAACCCUUGACUCACCAAUUCCUAGUUAGGAUGCAGCAUCAGCAGGCCUUUAAGGCAUGGUACCGCAUACUUUAUAAAGUAAUAAUAUGAGUUGGAGAAAGGAUGUUUAAAAUGUUUUUUAAGAGAAUAGUUUGAAGUUAUUAAGCUUUUUUUUUUGUUGUUUAUUCAAACAUGAGACUUAAUUUAUAUUGUCUCUGUUCUAUUAAAGUCAGGUAUCAUUUAAUCGCCCUUAAACUAAAACUGCCUUGGCAGCUGGGAGAGGAAAAAUUACUGGAGGAAUGAAGUUGUGAUGUUGCAUAAAUCUCUCCUCUUUCAUAGCCAAAAAAGCAAAUUCAUUAUAAAAUUAUACAAAAAUAUUUUCCCCAUAAAAUGUAUUAAUUCCAGUUGUUCCUUCCCCCAGUAUAUUAUAUUCAUCAACAUAAACACACUUUAGUAUUGUCAAAUUUCCUCAUAUAAGUGCACACUGUUCUUCUAAAAGGUAUUGUGUGCAAGAAUUAUGUAGGCAAGGGAAGAUUCCAUAAAAGAAAGAAGGCAAAAAAAAAAAAAGGCAGCAAAUGAGCUGUAACAUUUUACAAUCCUACUUUCAUACACUGACCAUUCAGAACAAAGGACAGAUCAAAGGAUAAUGUUAAAAAAAAAAAAAAAACGUACAGUUUUUGUUAGUCAAAGGAAGCACUUUGUUUACAGCAGAAGGCACUUGACCUUUUUUGGGUUCCCAUGGUGACCCGCUGACCCUCAGUUCCCUACUUCCUGCACAAAUUUACCUUUUCCUUCCUAGCCAAGCAUUUUACACACAGCAACAUCAUGUGUAUUCAAAAUAUUCUCUAGUAUUUAAAUAAUUCAAGUGUUUCAUAAUGGUUUCCUCCUUCCUCCCAGCACUAAUUUCCAUGGCAAACGUUUUAUUACCUCCAGUUCCUGCCCACCUCAUUCUAAUACGCAUGUUAGAAAACACAAAGAUAUUAGGCAGGAUAAUAGAGUUAAUAGUCAAAUGGUAAUAAUCACCCUGACAUAUGUGAAUAGAAAAGGAAUGACAAGAACGGGGGGAGGGGGAGGGGGUUCUACAAGAGUAUAUUUGCAGUGUACGAAAUACCACAUCAAAAAGAAAUAUAUAAUUGCUUUUAUUUUAGUAAAAUGUAUUUUAGAUAGAUGUAUUAAAAAUUGCUGAUGGGAUUUUUACAAAAACAAAAAAAGUCAGGUUUACAUAAUGAUGUAACCUUGUUCAAAAAAUGGAUGAAGUAAUUGCUUUUUAUUAUAGUCUUCCCUGUAUUAUUUGUUCUUUUUUUUCUUGUAUGUGGGUCAACAGAUGGUAUUUUGACCCAUGUGUAAUAGGCUUUUAGUAGAAUUAUCAAGUAGAAUGAACUACUCUUUAAUUUUUAGUGUUGCAUAGAGAGGCCCGUAAUGUGACCCAAGUUUCAGAAUUAUUCUCUUUCAGUAUUGGAACAGAGCUGACAGACGUCUUUGAUGUGGCUCGCAUCCUGUGGCCCCUAAACAAUUCUACUUUAUCAAUUAACUUUAAUCGUCACGUCAAGGAGAAUUUCUAAAGCAUGUCAAAUUAAUAUCACUAUAAAGUGAUACCGAUGACAUGGUGGUGUUUCCUGCACCAAAAUACCUUGAAGAAAUGUCCUUUAAUGGCCAGAAUUUAAAAUUUUGCUCAUCCCUAGCCUUGUAGUCAAUGUGAAAGACAAGAAUAAAAUUGCUCAAAUGCGAGGCCACCAGCCAAAAUGAAUUUGAAAAAGUUAUGAUGCUGCUUUAGCGCUAUGGUUGGUAACAGUCAUAGACCACUUCUGCAGAAAUCCUUCUGCAGAGAUCUUUAAAACUGAACGAAUGAACCGUUUGUCCAUUUCUGUUCUCCUUUUACAGCUGCUUCGUCCAUUAAAAUGAAAAUUUUUAUCAAAGGGUCUGAAGAAAGACAAAAUACCCAGAACAAAUAAGUCAC
Messenger RNA from Tachysurus fulvidraco (yellow catfish), 4384 nucleotides. RefSeq names its product pleiomorphic adenoma gene-like 2 (gene plagl2). Gene Ontology annotation, biological process: regulation of transcription by RNA polymerase II. Gene Ontology annotation, cellular component: nucleus. Bases 441 to 2192 code for a protein of 583 amino acids. The record is from RefSeq and is a predicted model, not a curated record. Gene Ontology annotation, molecular function: DNA-binding transcription factor activity, RNA polymerase II-specific; RNA polymerase II transcription regulatory region sequence-specific DNA binding. The transcript is spliced from 4 exons. NCBI's taxonomy places the organism in Eukaryota, Metazoa, Chordata, Actinopteri, Siluriformes, Bagridae.